CCAUCCAGGGACCGCUGCUCUCUGAGCUAAGCAAGGGCCCAUGUCUUUGAGCUCCUCUCCUGAGGUCACCAUGGGGCUCACCACCUCCCUCCCACUCCCCUCUUCUCAGAUGACUAGUUUAACCUCUUGGCUCAGCACCCUCCCUUCAAGAACCCCACAAAGACACCCUGUUCCCAAGAGGGAUCCUAGCCCAAGGAGGGGAGGGGACACGGCUAAACCCAUGAGCCGAGUUGUGGCCUCCCUGCAGGGCUGUGACCUGCUGACGGAGCCUCAGCAUGGCCACCUGCAGUGCCGCCGGGCCCAUGUCCACCAGCUGAUUGCCAAGGAGCUCCGCAUUCGGACAGGCGCUGAGAACCUGUACAGAGCCACUACCAACAACCAAGUCAGGGAGACGGUCGCCCUGGAGCUGAGCUACGUCAACGCCAGCCUGCAGCUGCUGAAGGAGGAGCUGGAUGGCGGCUGCAUGGACACCCCCUGGCUCGAGGGGGACAGCAUCAGCAUUCCCAUGAUCCCUCUGGGCCUGAAGGAGACCAAGGAGCUAGAUUGGUCUACACCCCUGAAGGAGCUGAUCUCCAGCCACUUUGGGGAGGACGGCGCCAGCUACGAGGCUGAGCUGAAGGAGCUGGAGGCCCAGAGGCAGGCCAUGCGGAUGCCCAGCCGGGACCAGGCGGGCCUGGAGCUUCUCCUGGCCUACUACCAGCAGCUCUGCUUUCUGGAGGCCCGCUUUUGCUCGCCCGCCCACAGCCUCGGCCUGCUCUUCCACUGGUACGACUCUCUAACGGGCAUCCCCGCCCAGCAGCAGAGCCUGGCCUUCGAGAAGGGCAGCGUGCUCUUCAACAUCGGUGCCCUCUGCACCCAGAUCGGUGCCCGCCAGGACCGCUCCUGUGCCCAGGGCACCCGCCAGGCCAUGGAGGCCUUCCAGCAGGCCGCAGGGGCCUUCAGCCUCCUCCAGGAGAACUUCUCACACGCGCCGAGCCCUGACAUGAGCCCGGCCUCCCUGCGAGUGCUAAAGAUGCUCAUGGCCGCCCAGGCCCAGGAGUGUGUCUUUGAGGGCCUCUCCCUGCCCGCCCCUGCUGCCCCUCAUGAUGGCCCAGCGCAGCUGCACCUGGCCCAGGAGGCUGCCCAGGUGGCGGCCGAGUAUGACCUCGUGCACCGGGCCUUAGCGGAGCCACCCGCCCGGGACUGUGUGCCCAGAUCCUGGGUCGCCCUGGUGCAGACAAAGGCCCAGUACUUCGGGGCUCUGGCCCACUUCCACACGGCGGUGGCUCUCUGCGACAGCCCCGGGCAGGUCUCCGGGCCACCGAGGGCUGCAGAACUAGAGCCUGAGGAGUGCCGGCGGCGCGGCAAGGCCCACCUGAGGCGCGCCAUCCUGGCCCAGGAGGAGGCGCUUCGGCUGCACGGCCUGUGCCCAGUGCCCCGCCAGGUGGACCUGCUGCAGGCCGUGGUGGCCCAGGCACUACGGUGCUCGCUGGCCAAGUACUCUGAGCUGGACCGCGAGGACGACUUCUUCGAGGUGGCUGAGGUCCCCGAUGUUCAGCCUGGUCCUGCUCCAGAGAGGGAUGUGGACAGCCCUGCUGCCCGGCAAAGCCUGUGCCCUCAGGCCCCCCGCCCCCUGACUUCGGAGACACUUCUUCCAAGCAAGCCUGGAAGGGCAUCCAGAUUGGUCCUGGGCCUCAGCACUCUUGCCCCUCCUUCCCCUCCAGCUAAAACCCUUCAGAAGCCCCAGGUCCAGGCCCCCAGCUUCUCCAAGGUGGACGCCUUUGACAUCUUCCACAGGCUGGGGCCCCUGUCCGUUUUCUCAGCCAAGAAUCACUGGCGCCUGGUAGGGCCCGUGCACGUGACCCGAGGGGAAGGUGGCUUCGGCUUCACACUGCGAGGAGAUGCACCUGUGCUCAUCGCCGCCGUAGUCCCUGGGGGUCGGGCUGCGGUGGCAGGCCUGAAGGAGGGCGACUAUCUGGUGUCUCUGAACGGGCAGCCGUGCCGGUGGUGGAAGCACGCGCAGGUGGUGGCACAGCUGCGGAGUGCAGGUGACGAGGGCGUGCACCUGGGUGUGGUGACCAUGCUACCCGGCUUGGAGCCCCCCAGCGUGACGGACCGCCGGCUGGGGCGCCUCCUGAGGAGCCAGAAGGAGUGUGCUCGCGCCAAGCCAGUGCCCUCCCGGGCCAGCCCCAGGCCCCUCCUUGGCUGGAGCCGUAAGACCAAGGAGGCCAAGGCCCCAGGUCGUCCCCAGCCCCACCCCUCCCCAGGGACCACGACAAGGGCCCCUGACCCUUGUGUGCCCCCCUCACCCUGUGAGUACCCAGGCUCGCUGUGAGGGACAUGUCCCUCCCGAGGACUUCAGGCCAGUGCCGGCCUGUCUUGCCCCCAGGGCUUCAGGAGGACUCUGCCUGCUAUUAAAGGUGUCUGAAGUGGA
This is a messenger RNA of Echinops telfairi (small Madagascar hedgehog), 2413 nucleotides long. It is a transcript of the gene RHPN1, whose product is annotated as rhophilin Rho GTPase binding protein 1. Lineage: Eukaryota; Metazoa; Chordata; Mammalia; Afrosoricida; Tenrecidae. The coding region runs from base 41 to 2314 and encodes 757 amino acids. The transcript is spliced from 14 exons. The record is from RefSeq and is a predicted model, not a curated record. Gene Ontology annotation, molecular function: protein binding. Gene Ontology annotation, biological process: signal transduction; negative regulation of stress fiber assembly.